AUGACGGCCGUGGCAUCUCCAUUGACCUUCCAGCCGAGCAGAAUAGGAUGGGCUGAUGGCGGCAAGAGCUACUCGUACUCCAACAUGAACUCCGACGAAGCCAGCAGGCCCGGCAUGUUCUCUAAUAACGCGCCCCCCGCUCGCAAAACAGUCCAGCGGCAGAACUCCUCUUCUUCCCUCGCUUCGAACAGCUCAGCGACAUCGACGAAUACCCUCACGGCGCCGUCAGUGCAGACGAAUGGAACCACGCCCACAGGGCCGGAAGCGGGGAGCUGGGUGAACAGGAAGAAGCCGACGAGAGGACUGUGGCCGCCGGGUAAGGCUGAGCCAGCGACGGGUAUAUCUACUGCGCGCCCGCAGCCUGUGAGCGCGAACAGCACUGGGCCUACUGCGUCGUCGGGACUGUCAGCCAUACAAGCUCCCCUCAUUCCAACCCAGCAGAUGGCAGCGAACGGCACAGCACAGACUAAUGGCGUGCGCAACCACGCUCCUCAAGCCCCGCCUGUCAUCCUCCACUUGAUGCCGCUCAAUGGCACGUUCGAGCGCAAGACCAUCACCGUGCCAUACUACCCCGACGUCCUGCGCAUCGGCCGGCAGACCAAUCAGAAGACCAUCCCGACCCCGCUCAAUGGCUUCUUCGACUCCAAAGUCCUCUCGAGACAACACGCCGAGAUCUGGGCUGAUAGGGAUGGUCUGAUCUUCAUUCGCGAUGUCAAAUCCAGUAAUGGCACGUUCGUCAACGGCGAGCGUCUGAGCCCGGAGAAUCGAGAGUCAGAGCCGAAGCAGCUGGUUGAAGGUGCCCUGCUAGAAUUGGGAAUUGACAUUGUGUCUGAAGAUCAGAAAACGGUCGUACACCACAAAGUCUCCAGUAAGGUGGAGCAUGCGGGAUACUACGGACAGAACAACGAUCCCUUGAACUUUGGCGACCUGGAUCCCAGCAAUGGAGGGCAGAUGGUUAAUGGGCCCAGCCCGCUGCGGAGAAAUGGAAGUCAAGGUUCAUUGGCCGGCAGAGGGGGCUUGAAUGCGACGUUGAACCAGAACAUUGGCGGUGGAGGAGCCAUCAGUCAGCAGCAGCACAUGCGGAAUUGGCUGAACCCGAUCAGCAUGGAGCAGAUUGUGAAGAAGCUGAACGCCGAGUUGAAAUACGCAGAACAACAGUCCCGCGAUCUCGAACGGACCAAGCGCGCCCUCGCCGACAUGCUCACCGGCACGGCCGAAGCACCGUCUAAGGACGCCAGUAUACAGGAACCUUUCAAGGAGCCGAAGCACAACUCCGAGAAACGUCCCUCUCCACUCAAGUCCUCAAAAAGUGACCUCCACGCCCAUUUCUCACUGCCUCCCGCUCCGCCACCAUCCGUCCCGCUCCCUGCGAAACCAGACGUCGCCCGCGCGCUUGCGGAUCCGGUGAUUCAGCCUCUACUCCGCCGAACCGAUACCGCGCGUCCAGGCUCAGAAACAUCUUCGCCCACAAAAAUAGACCAUAGCGGCGAUAUCCUCCGCCUCUGCGAAGAGCUCAAGUUGGCCAAAGGCGAGCUCUCAGAGCAAGAUCACCGCAUGAAAGGUCUCGAGGACGCGCUGGCUAAGGAGAAGGAAGCGCGAGAGGUGGCGGAGAAUACCGCUGGCAAGUCCGACACGCAUGACUGGGCCAGGAAACGUGAGGGUGGGGAGGAUGAGGAGAGGAAAGACUCGCCACGCGAUAGUAGCGAUGGUGAGGAGGGUUUAAGAAGGCAGGUUGAGCGGUUGACGGCGAGUAUGGACGAGAUGAAGGCGCAGAUGGAGGCUUUCCGCCAGCGCGCCGAGUCAGCUGAGCACGAGCGCGAUACCGCGCAGAAGAGCUUGGCGGAGAUGGUGGAAGAGAAGAGGCGGAGAGACGAAGGUAGGACAUCGCGCUCACCAUCUUCCGCCCGACGAUCACCCAAGCGUCGCUCAUCCGCUUCACGCCCCGCCUCGUCCGGCGCGCAGACCGACGGCUCCGCUGCGCACGCUGAGGCAGAAGAAACGAGCACAUCCCUCCUCACCCGCGCCGGCAUCCAGCACGACCGCCCCAUCUCCCCCGAACAAGCGCAGCAGCUCACCCGACUUCUCGCGCAGGAGGUGCUGAAGGCUGAUGAUCGAGGUGGUGGUGUUGGGGGGCCGGCUACGGACUGGCAUGGACGGGAAGCGGUGAGUGCGGCGACGGUUGUGUUGGUUGGAGUGGUGGUUAUGGGGUGGUUGAAUGGGUGGACGUGGGUGGGGGUUACUGAGGGGAAGAUGAGAUGA
Messenger RNA from Saxophila tyrrhenica, 2259 nucleotides. RefSeq lists its product as uncharacterized. NCBI's taxonomy places the organism in Eukaryota, Fungi, Ascomycota, Dothideomycetes, Mycosphaerellales, Extremaceae. Gene Ontology annotation, molecular function: protein binding. Bases 1 to 2259 code for a protein of 752 amino acids. The record is from RefSeq and is a predicted model, not a curated record. Gene Ontology annotation, cellular component: cytoplasm. The transcript is spliced from 2 exons.